UGCAUGCCAUGCAAUGCGAGUGAUUUAACGACUAAUGCUCUCUCUCUCUCUCUCUCUCUCUCUCUCUCUCUGUGUUAAUUUGCAAGUUACAGUCCAACCCAUCAAAACUAUACAAGACAACCCUCACCGACUUUGCUCCUCCUCAUUUCCUUCUUGCUAUUAAUAUCUCAUUCUUUUAAUUUCUUUUCCUUAAUUAUCUCUGCAAUUUCUUCUCCUUCUUCUUCUUCUUCAGCUAGCUAGGUUAAUUAGCACGACUCAGAACCAUGGUUUCUGCAGAUGCUAUUCGAACUGUAGUCGGUAUCAUCGGAAACGUCAUCUCACUCAUUUUGUUCCUCUCACCAGUGCAAACUUUUGUUCGAAUUUGGAAAAAAGGGUCAGUGGAGCAAUACUCACCAGUCCCAUACCUUGCAACCCUAUUUAACUGCAUGGCAUGGGCCCUGUACGGGUUGCCUGUGGUGCACCCCAACAGUCUUCUGGUGGUGACCAUCAAUGGUUCUGCAAUUUUCAUUGAGCUUUCCUACAUCAUCCUCUUCCUCAUCUACUCAUCUGACAAGAAGCAAAGGCUCAAAGUGCUUCUCGUGCUGCUUUUGGAGCUCGUUUUCAUGGCUCUUCUGGCAUUUCUUGUUAUCAAAUUGGCUCACACACACAAAAAGAGGUCACUGAUUGUUGGCCUAGUUUGCAUUCUAGGUAACAUCAUGAUGUAUGCUUCACCUCUAUCUGUCAUGAAAUUGGUGAUUACAACAAAAAGUGUGGAAUACAUGCCGUUUUUCCUCUCACUCUUUUCCUUUUUCAAUAGCAUUGCCUGGUUCACAUAUGCUCUCAUCCGUUUUGACAUCUUCUUGACUAUUCCGAAUGGGCUGGGCUUACUUUUUGGAUCAGCUCAGCUGCUUCUCUAUGCCACAUUCUACAAGAACACUAAAAGACUGAUGGCAGAAAGAAAAUCCAGACAAUUGAGUUUGACAGAGGUGGUUUCCGACAGAGAUGAACCCAAAAAGAUAAGCCGCACUAAUCACAACGGCCGUGCUCCCUCUCAGAACAACGGGGCAUGAUCAACCGCACCGUUGAAGUCUCUGCUGGUCGAUAAGUCGGACGAGCAGGGACCCCGUCAAAGAUCUACAAGUUUUUUUUGAACAAACGAAAGAGCUACAAUUUAUUUCAUAACACAUGCAUUAAGAGUCUCGUAUGUAACUCUGUGGCAUGAUUGAACAUUAUACUUAUGCCAUACGAAGUAGUGGAUCUCAUAAUUGUACUGCAACUAUUUCAAUUGAUCAAUGAUCAAGGCACAAGCCUUGUAUGGAAAUUUGUUUUGCGACUGUA
Malus domestica (apple) is the source of this 1317-nucleotide messenger RNA. Its product is annotated as bidirectional sugar transporter SWEET4-like. The record is from RefSeq and is a predicted model, not a curated record. Lineage: Eukaryota; Viridiplantae; Streptophyta; Magnoliopsida; Rosales; Rosaceae. Gene Ontology annotation, cellular component: membrane. Gene Ontology annotation, molecular function: sugar transmembrane transporter activity. Gene Ontology annotation, biological process: carbohydrate transport.